Adineta ricciae is the source of this 918-nucleotide messenger RNA. Lineage: Eukaryota; Metazoa; Rotifera; Eurotatoria; Adinetida; Adinetidae. The record is from the annotation of a GenBank genome assembly.
AUGUCUUCAAUCUUUCCAACCUGGUUUACUGAUACGAUGUUGCUUCAACGAAAAAACUUUCUUUCCGAACAAUCUGGUGAAGAUCUUACGGAACGAUUGAAGUAUCUACUUGGUAUUCAAUACUAUGCUGGUAUUCUUACGCCGCCUUCGACAACAUCAUCGGAGAAUAUUAAAGACGAACAAGAAGAUGAAAAUGAAGAUGAUAACAGCAGCGAAACAAUGAUGGAUUCAUCCAGUUCUGCUUACAAAUGUAACGAAUGUGACAAGGAUUUCUCCACAUCUCAUGGCUUAGAAGUGCAUGUUCGUCGAACGCAUGCAUCCGAAACGCGACCUUACACGUGUGAUCUGUGUCCGAAAACAUUCAGUCACACAUUAUCGCUCUCUCAACAUCGGAACACUCACACACAAGAACGAUGUUUUCAGUGUAAAAUCUGUGGAAAGUCAUUUAAGCGUUCAUCGACCUUAUCGACACACUUGUUAAUUCACUCCGAUACUCGACCAUACUCGUGUUUACAUUGUGGCAAACGGUUUCAUCAAAAAUCUGAUAUGAAAAAGCAUACAUAUAUUCAUACAGGUAAUUAUCUUUACAAUCUCGGAGAAAAACCUCAUAAAUGCAUCGUCUGUGGAAAGGCUUUUUCGCAAUCAUCUAAUUUGAUUACACAUAGCCGGAAACAUACGGGAUUCAAGCCAUUUCAAUGUCAUAAAUGUUUACGUGCGUUUCAACGAAAAGUCGAUCUUCGCCGACAUAUCGACACUCAACACGGUGCCGAACACGUUCAAGGGAAUCUAUCGUUGAAAGGCAAAUUCGUUGAUCCACAGUUAAACAGUAGUUUGAAUGAAAGCAAUCAUUCAACAAGUAAUGGAGGGAAAUACGGACCGAUUGGAUCAUUAAUACAAGAACUGGCCGCUCGUCAUUAA